This is a messenger RNA of Diversispora eburnea, 811 nucleotides long. NCBI's taxonomy places the organism in Eukaryota, Fungi, Glomeromycota, Glomeromycetes, Diversisporales, Diversisporaceae. The record is from the annotation of a GenBank genome assembly.
CUAAAGGAGUACAAAAAGUAGUAGUCAGAAAGAACCUUACUCAUGAUAUGUAUGAAGAUUGUUUAAAAUCUCGAAAAGAGACUAUGAUAACAAUGCAUCGAUUGGGAAGUAAAGAUCAUAUUAUCAGACUUCUUCGUUCAUCAAAAAUUGAACGUAACAAAAAGCGAUCAACUAAUACUAAACUACAUAAAGAUACCCCCAUUAUGAUCGAUGUAAUAGGAUUAUAUAUAAAUCUUAUUUAUUUGAGAUUAAAAGCAGUCGAGUCUGAGUUAAGAGAUAGAAAGGCAAAAUGUAAGUGUGAAUUACCAGAAUUUGAGACCGAUAAUAGCGAUACAUCAGAUGAGAUGGAAUCUCGAAGCUUUGCUUCCUUAAAUUGUUCUGAUAUUUUACCCAAUAUUGUUUCAGUAAAAAAGAUACAUGACGAAACUUUGCCAAGUUCAUCAGAGGAACGUAUCGACACUGCUAACAUUUCCCAACUAAAAGCACUUUCAUUAAAUUUUUUGCAGAAUAUCUCUGAAAUAUUCAACGAAGAGGAAGUUCCAAAACUUAAAAAAGCAUCUCAGCAAAGUUCCGAUACUGUAGAUAAUGAUGACGACGAUGAUGGGGGGUUGGAGAAAAUGAUAAAACUAAGAUUGAUUGUAGACGAAUCUUCAGAAAAAACAAAGCAAGUUAUUACAGAGGAACGUGAGACAAGUCCUAUAGCAAGUGAAAUUAUCGGUGAUAACCAAAAUGGCGAAAUCAGCACAGCUGAAAAAGGUAUGACUAACGUGAUGCAAGUUAAUUCUACUUCUUCAUCUCGACAUUCAUCUCC